Molecule: messenger RNA, 1244 nt
Organism: Lecanosticta acicola
Lineage: Eukaryota; Fungi; Ascomycota; Dothideomycetes; Mycosphaerellales; Mycosphaerellaceae
Source: the annotation of a GenBank genome assembly
AUGCCAGCUUCAGUCACUACCGCCACCGUCACACCGACCACCGCCAGCAAGAGAAGUGGGAAGAGCGCAGCAGAGAAGAGGGGAGACGAGCAGGCUCCACCCUCCCAGGACAGCAGCCAUAAUGGCAGCAGCCGUAAUGGCCAGGAUGACUUCUUCUGGACGUACACAGAAGAGCCGCAUAGGACGAGGAGGCAGGCAAUCAUCAAGGCACAUCCAGAGGUGGGUACGUCGAGAGUCUGCUGAGGGACAAUGCUGAAGCAAGGAUACAGGUCCUCAAGCUCUGCGGGCCAGAGCCAUUGACCAUUCCACUUGUACUGGCAGUCGUCGGACUACAGCUCCUCUGCUCAUACCUGCUGCGGGAUACGCCCGUGCUAUCAUGGCCCUUCUUGCUCACGGCAUACGUGAUUGGAGCGACUGCGAACCAGAACCUGUUCCUCGCCAUUCACGAGAUCUCACACAACUUGGCAUUCAAAUCACCCCUCGCCAACAGACUCUUUGCGAUCGUGGCUAACCUGCCAAUUGGCAUCCCAUACUCUGCCUCUUUCCGGCCAUACCAUCUCACCCACCACAAAUCUCUCGGCGUGGAUGGCCUAGACACCGAUCUGCCGACCGCACUUGAAGCGUGGUUCUUGGACUCCGUGGCCGGCAAGGCUUUCUUUGCGACCUUCCAAAUCUUCUUCUACGCCCUGAGACCAAUGAUGGUCUACAAACUUCCACUCACGGGCAUCCACGCCUUCAAUAUCGCUGCACAGCUUGCUUUCGACUACAUCGUUGUCAGCGCUUUUGGAGCACGGGCCCUCGGCUACUUUAUCCUGAGCUCCUUCUUGGCGGGCUCGUUGCACCCAUGUGCAGGACACUUCAUUGCCGAGCACUACGUCUUCUCGCAACACAGUCGGUCUUCAGAGGCUGCAUCAUCCAGCUCUGCUAAGUUGGCCCCACCGCCGGAGACCUACUCGUACUAUGGCAUGUUGAACGUCUUCACGUACAAUGUUGGCCUACACAACGAGCAUCACGACUUCCCAGCCAUCCCAUGGACCCGUCUGUGGAAGCUCAACCAAAUCGCGAACGAGUUCUACCGGGACCUGCCAUGCCACCACAGCUGGGUUAGCGUCAUCUGGCAGUUCAUUCUGGACAAAGAAGUCGGUCUGUGGUGCAGAGUGAAGAGGAAAGAAGGCGGUCGCAAAGUUGGCGGUUUCGACGACGGAAAGCCGAAGCACAGCCAACCUGUAGAUAUCGUGGGUUAG